Molecule: messenger RNA, 714 nt
Organism: Aspergillus vadensis CBS 113365
Lineage: Eukaryota; Fungi; Ascomycota; Eurotiomycetes; Eurotiales; Aspergillaceae
Exons: 1
Coding region: 1-714 (237 amino acids)
Source: RefSeq, a predicted model, not a curated record
AUGAGCAUCACUCAAACAUACUACCUCGCCCACACCGCCCGCAAGAAGCUCACCCGGGAAGCUUCGCGGGCAGACCAUGACCUCCGCCUCCUCGUUGGCCAUGCCAACCUUCUGGAUUCCCUCAUGCUGGAAUUGGCCGAUGCCGAAAGAGAACAAGAACGUUGGUUCAACCAAACCGUCAGCGGAGUGACCAAGACCUCUUCGCAAGGGUCAGAAUCCCGACACAUCCAAUGGGCAGAAACCGUGGUCGAAGACCCCGAGGAGGACUGGGAUCCCGAAGACCUCUCCGACGCCGACUCGGAUGUCAGCGACUCCGACUCCGACUAUGAUGAAGAUGAAUAUGAGGAUGAAUCUCACAUCUAUACCCCCGUGCGUCGGCGGGCCCCGUCACCUGUCGCCAUCAUCACCGAAAAGGAAGUGGAGGAGGAUUACGAUUCCGACUCGGACUCGGACUUUGAAUACGAUGACGCGGAAGAUUUGGAGGAAUUGACCUUGACCCGCUCACCCUCCCGACAAACCCCUCCCGACUUGCUGUCGGACUCGGAUGGGGAAUCUGAAGACGACACCAUGCCACCGUCGCCUCCCCAACCGACACUUGAAACAUUCAACGAGAAGGAACCUCAAACCACAGAGAUUCCCCUCUCCCCUACGGAUCUCGACAAUGGGUAUUACGUCCCUGGCCAGGCACGCAGCACGAUUAUCGAGGCGUACUGA